AUGUCGGGCCUUCUCCCUCGGGACCACUUUGCGUCUCGGCGCAGCGGCUCUCACGCCGCACCACCAGUCUCCUAUCGCGACCCUUCCAACAGGGGCCGCGAUCCCUACACCACACCUCCACCCUCGCGGUAUGCCUCUGCCCACUCUUCGCGGCAGAGCUCCACCUCACCGUUCGACAUGGCGAGAACGGGCCUAUCAUCGCGCUCCGGCUCCCAAUCGUUCGUGCACGAAGCCGAGAAUAUGACGAAUCCUUUCGUCUCUUCUUCUUCCAGCACAUCCAGCUCUUCUCGCUAUCCCAGCACGUCUAGCUCAUCCCGCCAUCUCAGUGCUUCAACGUCUUCUCGUUACCCUAGCACCUCUUCCAGCGACUGGGAUCGCCGCUCACAGGCAGCUGCCCGCGACCCCUAUCACGUGUCAAGCAACUGGGGCAGCCAGCCAUCAAGCCGUUCAUCCUCCGCGGAUUGGAAUCGCCCACCGCAUUACGACUCCGAUCGUACCCCGCGAGCUAGCAUCAGCUCCAACCGUUACUCCAGCACCUCCAGCUCUCACCCUGCCUACACUGACCCAGCGUACAUCGGGCCGGGUUGGAGCGAGCAUCCCUCGUCCAGCAGGUCGUCUAUUCAGUCCUCUAGGCUUCCAUCCAUCCAGGAGGCUCCCGGGUACCUCCCCGACCGUCGCACUUCCUUCUUCGAGCGCCGCAAUCCCUCUGUCGACCUCUACAGCUCGCGGUACCAGUCCGAGUCCUCUCGUCGACUUUGA
Molecule: messenger RNA, 759 nt
Organism: Ramularia collo-cygni
Lineage: Eukaryota; Fungi; Ascomycota; Dothideomycetes; Mycosphaerellales; Mycosphaerellaceae
Exons: 1
Coding region: 1-759 (252 amino acids)
Source: RefSeq, a predicted model, not a curated record